UUUUUGGAAACCCAACUCGACUUCCGUCAAGCUGUUUAAGGACCCCAGGAUGUCCAUGCUUGCUGAACCCAAGAGGAAACAAAAGUGGUCUGUGGACCCCAGGAACAGCGCCUGGAGCAAGGAUGACUCCAAGUUUGGCCAAAAGAUGCUGGAGCGUAUGGGGUGGUCAAAGGGCAAGGGCCUUGGAAGAAGUGAGCAAGGCUCCACUGACCACAUCAAAGUGAAAGUUAAAAACAAUAACUAUGGUCUUGGAACUAGUGCCAGCUAUGAGGAUAACUGGAUUGCCCACCAAGAUGAUUUCAAUGAGCUCCUCGCUCAGCUGAACAACUGCCAUGGUCAAAACAACACCACUGUUAAAGAGCUGCCAUCAGAGGAGCAGAAAGGAUUCAGCCUGGAAGCAAAGUCCAAAACAUCCAAAAAGAGGGUCCAUUACAUGAAGUUCACUAAAGGAAAGGAUCUGUCCUCCCGUACAGAAACAGACCUUAACUGUAUCUUUGGGAAGAGAGGAAGAUCUGCCAAAGAACAAGAGCAGGAGAACAGCAGUGAUUCUCAGAGCGAGACAGAGAAGACAGUCACUCUUGCUCCUUCUGAACUGGAUACGGAGUCCAUCACCAAGACCUUGACCAGCACCCUCACCAUGCAGGAGUACUUUGCUCAGAGAAUGGCUCAGCUGAAAAAGGCUCGAGGACAGGCCCAGAAUACAGAACCUUUAGAAACUGAAGAGGCUAACGAAACGUCAAGUCCUUCUGAUGAACCAGAUCCCAUCCUGGCCAGCAAUGAUGACUCAGAAGAGCCCAAGAAGAAGAAGAAGAAGAAGAAGAAGAAGAAGAGCAAAAAGUCAUCGGAUGAGUUGGAGGUGGAGGUAGAAAACGUUUUGACUCCCAUCGUUAUAGAAGACGAUGAGGACCAGGAGCAUCCAGUGAAAAGGAAGAAGAGCAAAAAGUCAUCGGAUGAGUUGGAGGUGGAGGUAGAAAACGUUUUGUCUCCCAUCGUUAUAGAAGACGAUGAGGACCAAGAGCAGGAGCAUCCAGUGAAAAGGAAGAAGAGGAAAUUGGUAGAAAGCGAAGAAGCUAAAAAUGAGACCUGUAGUGCCCCAUCUCUUGUAGAACAGAACUGUGAGGAGCUGCCUCUGGCCAAGAAGAAGAAAAAGCAUCAAAAACACAGUAAAGAUAGUGAGCUAACAAACGGACACGCACAAACUGAGGAUGAACCUGUAGAGUCUGUCACUGUUCACAAAAAGAAGAAGAAACACAGAGAGGACGUGGACAGUGUAGUAAUAGAAAACAACGAGGAGCUUGUAGAGAAGAAAUCCAAAAAGGACAAGAAAAAGAAAAAGAAACAUCAAGAAUAGGAGGAUAAUAAUAAGUCGGCAGUUUCACCAGUCCUUCAGGCUUCAGACAAAUAACUCAUCUUCAUGGAGUUAUUGGCUUUAAUAUCAAAAUAAAAGGUCUCAUGUAUAUAAUAGUUAAUUCAUAUGCUACAGUGAGGAGAAAAGGGAGGUCAGACAUUUGAUUACAUAAAAACUUGAAUCUAUCCUGUGAAGUUGUUGUUUUGGUAGUACGGCGAGAAAGGUAAUAUUCAAAAUGUAUUCUUCAUGUUAACAUGGUGAACAAAGGUUUUGAUGAUAAGUCCUUGAUUGGUUGAUUUGGUCAUGGGGAGUGAAUGGUUACAGUAAAAUAGAUUCUUUGAUUUAUGUUCAGUACAACCACAAGUAAUUGUGUCCUCUUGGAUGCAACACUGUUGCACUGUAUUAUAAAAUACCUGGACCUAAAGAGUUUGACAUUUCCUGUAUUACUCAGAGUUAUAUGAGAAGAUCAAUCCUACUCAGAUGUCUGAACCGUUAAUAUGAAGUUCAGACAUAGUACAUAACUUUCCACUGGAAAGAAAAAAAAUCAUUUUAAUAACUGUUUAAUGUUCAGAUAAAAAACAAAACCUAAUGUAAUAAUCAGAGCUAAGUCUGAAGUCUUCCAGUAUCCAGGUUACAUGCUAAGCUAAAUGUACCAGCUGCUGGUUGCUGGCUUCAAACUCUGCAUACAUACGAGAGGUUUUGAUCGAACAUUCAACUCAACGCCAGACUCCAUGUACUUUCAACCUGUUAGAUACUUUACUUUCCCUCGUUGUGACUCCAAAGUGUCUAAAUGUAUAAAUGUAUUAAAGAUGUCAUCAAAAGAUGACAUUUAUCUUUAAAUGAUCCUGUUUAUCCAUCAAGUUUUCAGCUGGCUGAAUGAGAGCCGGCAUGUGUCUGUCAUAUAACUUCAUUGCUUAAUUGGCACAAAUUGCUAAAUUCUUAAAUACUAAAAAACAAUCAAGUAAAUCUUUUUUAUGUAUUGCAGUUUCUUUCCAAACAUGUUUCCCAUCACAAUCAUGCAUCAGCAUUCUGUUUAUUUAAACCAGAUAUUUUACUUUUAUUAAUGCAUCAAAGUAACUCCAUGUCAAUUUUGAUUGGCUGAAAAAAGACGCUCAGAAAAUGUGUCUUCUCUUCCAUGAUGUGUGUCUCGACAAAACUGAACAGAAGCAAUUUGAUGGUUGGCAUAUAAUCUGAAAUAAGAUGACAUCUGUAUGAGCUGUAGGAUAACAAAUGUUGACAAUUUAACGGAUGCAAAAACAUUUUUUAAAUAAAUCAGAUAGUGUUGCAGGAA
Molecule: messenger RNA, 2639 nt
Organism: Labrus bergylta (ballan wrasse)
Lineage: Eukaryota; Metazoa; Chordata; Actinopteri; Labriformes; Labridae
Gene: pinx1
Product: PIN2 (TERF1) interacting telomerase inhibitor 1
Cellular component (GO): nucleolus
Molecular function (GO): nucleic acid binding; telomerase inhibitor activity
Source: RefSeq, a predicted model, not a curated record